Messenger RNA from Jaculus jaculus (lesser Egyptian jerboa), 11793 nucleotides. RefSeq lists its product as uncharacterized. The transcript has 108 exons. The record is from RefSeq and is a predicted model, not a curated record. NCBI's taxonomy places the organism in Eukaryota, Metazoa, Chordata, Mammalia, Rodentia, Dipodidae. Bases 136 to 11442 code for a protein of 3768 amino acids.
UAUACAGGUGAGACGUUCACAUUUGGAUUAAAAGAGAAAGAUGAAUCAACUAAGGCCACUGAGAAAAUACCUGAGCUUCUUCCAGAGAAGAAGGAUGCUGCUCAUUUGCCUUCCACUCAAUUCCAAGAAAAACAAAUGGAGACACACGAGGAAGUGAAAGCAGCAACCAACAUAGAAGUGACAUCAGAAGAGAAGGAGGCCAGUCAAAAGAGCAGUUUAUAUAGUCCACCAAAGAGUACCUCUGAGCAUCUUCCUCAGGAGACGAAGGCUGCAAGUAUACAUGCCACUACUGCUCAGGAAGGAGCACUUAUGACAAAUGAACAAAGCAAAGAAGCAGCCAAAGUCCAGGAAGUGACAUCAAAAGUACAGGAAGCCAUUGAUGAGGGCAGUGAAACAGAUAUGUCCUUGAGUUUUUUUGACCAACUUUCUCAAAGAGAAACAUCUACAACAUAUGAUCAAAUAAAAGGAGCAGCAGCAGACUGUGCACUGACAACAGAACUGCAGAAAGACAGUCAUGACAACAAAAAAAUUAGUAACUCAAGGGUAUGGAAAGGCAGUCUUGGUGACAAUGAAACUGAUGAAUCACUGAGUAUCUCUUGGCUUCAUUCUGAGAAGAAAGAAGUUGAUAAUAUAUAUGCCACUCUUGCUGAAAGAGGACAACAUAUGUCAAAUGUGCAAAAGAAAGCAGUAACUGCAAUGAAAAUCAAAGAAGACAAGGCCAACCUUAGUGGCAGUGACAAGUCUCUAUCAUGGAGCACUUUUAAAUCUCUUUCUGAGAUUAAAGAAGAUUUUCAUAUGACUACUCAUCAAAGACAAAAAAGUAUGACAUACUCACAAAUAAAGGCAGCAGAGCCUAUAGUGAAAACAGAAGGUGGCCAAGAUAGCCAUGACGACAAUGACAAGCCUGAACCAUGGAGCACUUCUGAGUCAAUUUCUGAGAUUAAAGAAGAUUGUCAUAUGACUAUUCAUCAAAUCCAAAAAUUUAUGACACACUUUUCACAAAUAAAGGAAACAUCAACAGUCUGUGCUGUGGCACCAGAAAGGCAGAAAACCAGUCAUGGAGACAGUGAAAUGGAUAUACCAAGGAGUAUUUCUGAGCCUCUUUCUGAGAAGAAAAAAGACAGUCAUAUAAGUAUUGCCCAAAGACCAAAACAAACAACACAUUCACAAAGAAAAGAAGUAUCAGCAGAUUAUGCUGUGAAACCAGUAAUACAGAAAACCAGUCAUGGAGAUAGUGAAAUGGAUAUAUCAAUGUGUAUCCCUGAGUCUCUUUCUGAGAAGAAAGAAAUUGAUAGUAUAUGUGACACUUCUACUAAAGCAAGACAACAAAUGGCCAAUGAACAAGUAAAAGUACCAGAGCCUAUAGUGAAAAUAGAAGCCAGCCGAGACAGCCAUGGUGACGAUGACAAGGCUGAGUCCCAGAGCAUUUCUGAGCCUCUUUCUGAGAAGAAAGAACAUGAUCAUAUAACUAUUGCUCAAAGUCCAAAACCUACAACACAUUCAAAAAUACAAGAUGCAUUACCAGAUCAUCCCGUAAAACCAGAAAUUCAGAAAGCCAGUCAUGGAUAUAGCAAAAUGGAUAGACCACUGACGUUGUGGCGCAUGCCAGUAAUCCCGGCAAUCGGAAAAGAGUGGGAGGAAUAUCACUGUCAGUCCAAGGCCAACCAGAGAAAACAAAGUGAAUUCCAGAAGCUUAUCCAUGACACUCUUUCUAAGAAGAAAGAAGAUGAUAAUGUACGAGGCACUACUACUAAAGCAAGACAACAAAGGUCAAAUAUACAAGUAAAAGUACCAGAGCCUAUAGUGAAAAUAGAAGCCAGCCGAGACAGCCAUGGUGACGAUGACAAGGCUGAGUCCCAGGAGUUGAGGCACAUGCCAGUAAUCCCACCAAUUGGAAGGCAGUGGGAGGACUAUCACUGUGAGUCCAAGGCCAACCAGAGACAACAAAGUGAAUUCCAGAAGAUUAUCCAUGACACUCUUUCUAAGAAGAAAGAAGAUGAUAAUGUACGAGGCACUACUACUAAUGCAAGACAACAAAUGUCAAAUAUACAAGUAAAAGUACCAGAGCCUAUAGUGAAAAUAGAAGCCAGCCGAGACAGCCAUGGUGACGAUGACAAGGCUGAGUCCCAGGAGUUGAGGCACAUGCCAGUAAUCCCACCAAUUGGAAGGCAGUGGGAGGACUAUCACUGUGAGUCCAAGGCCAACCAGAGACAACAAAGUGAAUUCCAGAAGAUUAUCCAUGACACUCUUUCUAAGAAGAAAGAAGAUGAUAAUGUACGAGGCACUACUACUAAUGCAAGACAACAAAUGUCAAAUAUACAAGUAAAAGAAGCAGAGCCUACAGUGAAAAGAGAAGGCAGUCGCGACAGUCAUGGUGACGGUGACAAGGCUGAGUCACGGAAUAUUUCUGAGCCUCUUUCUAACAAGAAAGAAGACGUUCAUAUGACUGUUGCUCCAAGAUCAAAACAUAUGACACAUUCUCAAAUAAAAGCAGCAGAGUCAAUAGUGAAAAUAGAAGGCGGCCGCAAAAGCCAUGGUGACGGUGACAAGGCUGAGUCACGGAGUAUUUCUGAGCCUCUUUCUAAGACAAAAGGAGAUGGUCAUAUAACUAUUGCUCAAAGACCAAAACAUACAACACAUUCACAAAGUAAAGAAGCAUCAGAAGAUCAUACUGUGAAACCUGAAAUACAGAAAGUCAGUCAUGGAAACAGUGAAAUGGAUAUACCAAAGCAUAUCCCGGAGUCUCCUUCUGAGGUGAAAGAAGCUGAUAAUUUACAUGGCACUACUACUGAAGCAAGACAACGACCGGCAAAUGUACAAAUAAAAGCAGCAGAGCCUAUAAUGAAAAUAGAAGGCAGCCGAAACAGCCAUGGAGACAGUGACAAGGCUGAGUCACAGCAGCGUAUUUCGGAGUCUCUUUCUAAGAAGAAAGAAGUUGAUAAUUUACAGGACACUACUACUAAAGCAAGACAAGGAAUGUCAAAUGUACAAAUAAAAGCAGCAGAGCCUGUAGUGAAAAUAGAAGGCGGUCGCGACAACCAUAGCGACAGUUACAAGGCUGAGUCACGGAGUAUUUCUGAGCCUCAUUCUAGCAAGAAAGAAGAUGGUCAUAUAAAUGUUGCUCAAAGACCAAAACAUCCAACACAUUCACAAAUAAAAGAACCAUCAGCAGAUGAUACUGCAAAACCGGAAAUACAGAAAACCAGCCAUAGAGACAGCAAAAUGGACCUACUAAUGCAGCGUAUCCCUGAGUCUCUUCCUGAGAAGAAAGAAGUUGAUAAUGUACCUGGCACCACUACUAAAGCAGGACAACGAAUGGCAAAUGUACAAAUAAAAGCAGCAGAGCCUAUAAUGAAAGUAGAAGGCAGCCGAGACAGCCAUGGUGACAGUGACAAGGCUGAGUCACGGAGUAUUUCUGAGCCUCUUUCUAAGAAGAAAGAAGAUGGUCCUAUAAGUAUUACUCAAAGAAAACAAACAACACAUUCGAAAAUAAAAGAAGCAUCAGAAGUUCAUACUGUGACACCAGAAAUACAGAAAGCCAGUCGUGGAGACAGUGAAAUGGAUAUACCAAUGCAGCGCAUUUCUGAGUCUCUUUCUGAGAAGAAAGAAGUUGAUAAUUUACAGGACACUACUACUAAAGCAAGACAAAGAAAUUCAAAUGUACAAAUAAAAGCAGCAGAGCCUGUAGUCAACAUAGAAGGCGGCCAUGACAGCCAUAGCGACAGUUACAAGGCUGAGUCACGGAGUAUUUCUGAGCCUCGUUCUAACAAGAAGGAAGAUGGUCAUAAAACUAUUGCUAAACGACCAAAACAUACAAAACAUUCACAGAUAAAAGAAACAUCAGCAGAUCAUACUGCAAAACCAGAAAUAAAGAAAGCUAGCCAUAGAGACAGCAAAAUGGGUCUAUUAACGCCUAUGCCUGAGUCUCUUUCUGAGAAGAAAGAUGUUGAUAAUUUACAGGACACUACUACUAAAGCAAGACAACAAAUAUCAAAAGUACAAAUAAAAGCAGCAGAGCCUGUAGUCAACAUAGAAGGCGGCCAUGACAGCCAUAGCAACAGUUACAAGGCUGAGUCACGGCAGAGUAUUUCUGAGCCUCAUUCUAGCAAGAAAGAAGAUGGUCAUAAAACUAUUGCUCAACGACCAAAACAUGGAAAACAUUCACGGAUAAAAGAAGCAUCAGCAGAUCAUACUGCAAAACCAGAAAUACAGAAAGCCAGCCAUAGAGACAGCAAAAUGGAUCUACUAAAGCAGCAUAUGCCUGAGUCUCUUUCUGAGAAGAAAGAAGUUGAUAAUUUACAGGACGCUACUACUAAAGCAAGACAACAAAUGUCAAAAGUACAAAUAAAAGCAGCAGAGCCUGUAGUGAAAAUAGAAGGCGACCGUGACAGCCAUACCGACAGUUACAAGACUGAGUCACAGCAGAGUAUUUCUGAGCCUCAUUCUAGCAAGAAAGAAGAUGGUCAUAAAACUAUUGCUAAACGACCAAAGCAUGCAAAACAUUCACAGAUAAAAGAAGCAUCAGCAGAUCAUACUGCAGAACCAGAAAUACAGGAAGCCAGCCAUAGAGACAGCAAAAUGGAUCUACUAACGCAUAUGUCUGAGUCUCUCUCUGAGAAGAAAGAAGUUGAUAAUUUACAGGACACUACUACUAAAGCAAGACAACAAAUGUCAAAAGUACAAAUAAAAGCAACAGAGCCUGUACUGAAAAUAGAAAGUGGCCGCGACAGCCAUAGCGACAGUUACAAGGCUGAGUCACAGCAGAGUAUUUCUGAGCCUCAUUCUAGCAAGAAGGAAGAUGGUCAUAAAACUAUUGCUCAACAACCAGAACAUGCAAAACAUUCACAGAUAAAAGAAGCAUCAGCAGAUCAUACCGCAAAACCAGAAAUAAAGAAAGCUAGUCGUAGAGGCAGAAAAAUGGGUCUAUUAACGUGUAUGUGUAGGUGUGUUUCUGGGAAGAAAGAAGUUGAUAAUGUACAGGACACUACUACUGAAGCAAGACAACAAAUGUCAGAAGUACAAAUAAAAGCAGCAGAGCCUGUAGUGAAAAUAGAAAGCAGCCGUGACAGCCAUAGCGACAGUCACAAGGCUGAGUCACAGCAGAGUAUUUCUGAGCCUCAUUCUAGCAAGAAGGAAGAUGGUCAUAAAACUAUUGCUCAAAGACAAAAACAUGGAACACAUUCACAGAUAAAAGAAGCAUCAGCAGAUCAUACUACAAAACCAGAAGUACAGAAAGCCAGCCAUAGAGACAGCAAAAUGGAUCUACUAACACAGCAUAUGUCUGAGUCUCACUCUGAGAAGAAAGAAGUUGAUAAUUUACAGGACACUACUACUAAAACAAGACAACAAAUGUCAAAAGUACAAAUAAAAGCAGCAGAGCCUGUAGUGAAAAUAGAAAGCAGCCACAACAGCCAUAGCGACAGUUACAAGGCUGAGUCACAGCAGAGUAUUUCUGAGCCUCAUUCUAGCAAGAAGGAAGAUGGUCAUAAAACUAUUGCUCAAAGACAAAAACAUGGAACACAUUCACAGAUAAAAGAAGCAUCAGCAGAUCAUACUACAAAACCAGAAGUACAGAAAGCCAGCCAUAGAGACAGCAAAAUGGAUCUACUAACACAGCAUAUGUCUGAGUCUCACUCUGAGAAGAAAGAAGUUGAUAAUUUACAGGACACUACUACUAAAACAAGACAACAAAUGUCAAAAGUACAAAUAAAAGCAGCAGAGCCUGUAGUGAAAAUAGAAAGCAGCCACAACAGCCAUAGCGACAGUUACAAGGCUGAGUCACAGCAGAGUAUUUCUGAGCCUCAUUCUAGCAAGAAGGAAGAUGGUCAUAAAACUAUUGCUCAAAGACAAAAACAUGGAACACAUUCACAGAUAAAAGAAGCAUCAGCAGAUCAUACUACAAAACCAGAAGUACAGAAAGCCAGCCAUAGAGACAGCAAAAUGGAUCUACUAACACAGCAUAUGUCUGAGUCUCACUCUGAGAAGAAAGAAGUUGAUAAUUUACAGGACACUACUACUAAAACAAGACAACAAAUGUCAAAAGUACAAAUAAAAGCAGCAGAGCCUGUAGUGAAAAUAGAAAGCAGCCGUGACAGCCAUAGCGACAGUCACAAGGCUGAGUCACAGCAGAGUAUUUCUGAGCCUCAUUCUAGCAAGAAGGAAGAUGGUCAUAAAACUAUUGCUCAAAGACAAAAACAUGGAACACAUUCACAGAUAAAAGAAGCAUCAGCAGAUCAUACUACAAAACCAGAAGUACAGAAAGCCAGCCAUAGAGACAGCAAAAUGGAUCUACUAACACAGCAUAUGUCUGAGUCUCACUCUGAGAAGAAAGAAGUUGAUAAUUUACAGGACACUACUACUAAAACAAGACAACAAAUGUCAAAAGUACAAAUAAAAGCAGCAGAGCCUGUAGUGAAAAUAGAAAGCAGCCACAACAGCCAUAGCGACAGUUACAAGGCUGAGUCACAGCAGAGUAUUUCUGAGCCUCAUUCUAGCAAGAAGGAAGAUGGUCAUAAAACUAUUGCUCAAAGACAGAAACAUGGAACACAUUCACAUACAAAAGAAGCAUCAACAGAUCAUACUACAAAACCAGAAAUACAGAAAGCCAGCCAUAGAGAUAGCAAAACGGAUCUACUAACCCGUAUCCCUGAGUCUCUUUCUGAGAAGGAAGAAGUUGAUAAUAUAUGUGGCACUGCUAUUAAAGCAAGACAACAACUGGCAAAUGUACAAACAAAAGAAGCAGAGCCUACAGUGAAAAUAGAAGUCGGCCAAAACAGCCAUGGUGACAGUGACAAGGCUGAGUCAUGGCAGCGUAUCCCUGAGUCUCUUCCUGAGAAGAAAGAAGUUGACAAUGUACCUGGCACCACUACUAAAGCAGGACAACAAAUGGCAAAUGUACAAAUAAAAGCAGCAGAGCCUAUAAUGAAAGUAGAAGGCAGCCGAGACAGCCAUGGUGACAGUGACAAGACUGAGUCACGGAGUAUUUCUGAGCCUCUUUCUAAGAAGAAAGAAGAUGGUCCUAUAAGUAUUUCUCAAAGAAGAAAACAAACCACACUUUCAAAAAUAAAAGAAGCUUUAGCAGUUCAUACCCUGACACCAGAAAUACAGAAAGCCAGUCGUGGAGACAGUGAAAUGGAUAUACCAAUGGUGGAAGAAAAACAGAAGACACACCAAAGCAAUGAAAUGGACAUAUCAGAGAAGACAUAUUAUAGCAAUGUUUCUGACACUGAAAAUGAUUUGACUCAACAAAGUCAGGGCAAGACAUCUGAGAAACCACAAAAUCUUGUUCAAAUGAAAGAACAUGCUAGGUUGGCCUUCAAACAAGAAGCUGAGCAAGGAAAAGAUGUGUAUAUGCUUUCUGAAAAUAUGAAGAAACAGCUCCAGAAAAUAGAAAAGAAAUAUGAAAAGGAAGUCAAAGUCAGGAAACAACUAGAAAUGUCUCUUCGAGCUCAAGAUGUGGAAUUGAAGAGAUGGAAGAAAACAAAGGAGAUUGAAGAUGAAAAUAUAAUGUUAAAGAAAAAACUUGUAGAAUUUGAGCAUUCGCUAAAAUCAACAGCACAUGAUUUGAAUGAGAAAAUUGUUGGAUUGGAAAAGAAACUACAACGGUACACAGAUCUCUUAGAAGAAGCAACAAAGAGAUCAAGUAAUUCAAAAAAUGAAGGCAUACCUCAUGACACGAAACACUUUUACCAUAAGAUUGAAAUAAUUAACACAACACACGAGCAUAAGGUCUCUCGGCUGGAGCAUACAACUGAAAAGCUCAAAUCUAAGCUCUUUGAGAUGGAGACACAAAAUUGUCUAGCUACAAUCAAAACAGAAAAGUAUAAGACAUUAGACCAAGAAGUGAGAGUAAGAAAAGCUCAAAAACAGAGCAUGUGUCCUGUGCAAUUUACUAUGGAGACUGACCAAAGACGUUCAGAACCAGAAGAUUUAAGAACAGCAAAUGUAAAUCCAAGGUCUUCUGUGGAGAGUCCUAACUUCAACCUAGCCAGACUGAAAGAGCAAUAUCUCAAAAAAUUACAAUGUAAUCAAAAUUCUUCAGAUAGAAGUUCACAAAAAUACCCAUUGACACAUCUGUUAAAUGAAUGCAAUAAUAGAAAUACUAAAGAAGAGUCAGAAACAUCGUCUAGACUACCAAAGCGUCCUGUGCAAUUUAGUUUGGGGACUGACCAAAGACAUUCAGAGCCAGAAGACUUAAGGACAGCAAACGUAAACCCAAGGUCUUCUGUGGAGAGUCCUAAUUUCAACCUAGCCAAACCGAAAGAGCAAUAUCUCAAAAAAUUACAAUGUAAUCAAAAUUCUUCAGAUAGAAGUUCACAAAAAUACCCAUUGACACAUCUGUUAAAUGAAUGCAAUAAUAGAAAUACUAAAGAAGAGUCAGAAACAUCGUCUAGACUACCAAAGCGUCCUGUGCAAUUUAGUUUGGGGACUGACCAAAGACAUUCAGAACCAGAAGACUUAAGGACAGCAAACGUAAACCCAAGGUCUUCUGUGGAGAGUCCUAAUUUCAACCUAGCCAAACCGAAAGAGCAAUAUCUCAAAAAAUUACAAUGUAAUCAAAAUUCUUCAGAUAGAAGUUCACAAAAAUACCCAUUGACACAUCUGUUAAAUGAAUGCAACAAUAGAAAUACUAAAGAAGAGUCAGAAACAUCGUCUAGACUACCAAAGCGUCCUGUGCAAUUUAGUUUGGGGACUGACCAAAGACAUUCAGAACCAGAAGACUUAAGGACAGCAAACGUAAACCCAAGGUCUUCUGUGGAGAGUCCUAAUUUCAACCUAGCCAAACCGAAAGAGCAAUAUCUCAAAAAAUUACAAUGUAAUCAAAAUUCUUCAGAUAGAAGUUCACAAAAAUACCCAUUGACACAUCUGUUAAAUGAAUGCAACAAUAGAAAUACUAAAGAAGAGUCAGAAACAUCGUCUAGACUACCAAAGCGUCCUGUGCAAUUUAGUUUGGGGACUGACCAAAGACAUUCAGAACCAGAAGACUUAAGGACAGCAAACGUAAACCCAAGGUCUUCUGUGGAGAGUCCUAAUUUCAACCUAGCCAAACCGAAAGAGCAAUAUCUCAAAAAAUUACAAUGUAAUCAAAAUUCUUCAGAUAGAAGUUCACAAAAAUACCCAUUGACACAUCUGUUAAAUGAAUGCAACAAUAGAAAUACUAAAGAAGAGUCAGAAACAUCGUCUAGACUACCAAAGCGUCCUGUGCAAUUUAGUUUGGGGACUGACCAAAGACAUUCAGAACCAGAAGACUUAAGGACAGCAAACGUAAACCCAAGGUCUUCUGUGGAGAGUCCUAAUUUCAACCUAGCCAAACCGAAAGAGCAAUAUCUCAAAAAAUUACAAUGUAAUCAAAAUUCUUCAGAUAGAAGUUCACAAAAAUACCCAUUGACACAUCUGUUAAAUGAAUGCAAUAAUAGAAAUACUAAAGAAGAGUCAGAAACAUCGUCUAGACUACCAAAGCGUCCUGUGCAAUUUAGUUUGGGGACUGACCAAAGACAUUCAGAACCAGAAGACUUAAGGACAGCAAACGUAAACCCAAGGUCUUCUGUGGAGAGUCCUAAUUUCAACCUAGCCAAACUGCAAGAUCAAAAUGUCAAAAAUAGACAAUGUGAUCAAAAUUCUUCACAUAGAAGCUCACAAAAAUGCCCAUUGACACAUCUGUUACAUGAAUGCAAUGAUAGAAAUACUAAGGAAGAGUCAGAAACAUCAUCUAGACUACCAAAUAUGCAAGUCACUGAUGAAGCCAUUGUCGAAAACAGGAGAGUCUGUAUUUGCCUUUGUCCUUGUCACAAGUCCACCAGGCAAAGUAGUUUGGAGACCAGCCAAGGAUCAUCUCUGACUGAAGACCUGAUGACAGCACGUGCAAAUCCAAGGUCUUCUGUGCAGAGCACCAGCGCUGAGCUAGCCCGGCUGCAACCUGAAGAUUAUGUCAAAAAUAGACAAUGUAAUUUAAAUGCUUCACACAUAAGGCCACCACAAUACCCAGUGACAGAUCUGCAAUGUAGAACUGGUGAGAAAAAAAGUAAAGAAGCAUGGGAAACAACAUCACAUAGACCAUCAAACUCUACGAGGCAAAGUGGUACAGGGGUCAGCCAAGGAUCCCCCCCAUCAGAAGACCCGAUGAAAUUCCACACAAUCCCAAAGUCUUCUGAGUGUGCCUUCUGCUCUCACAGCUCUACAAGGAAGAGUAAUAUGGGGGUCAGCCAGGGAUCCCCCCCAUCAGAAGACACAAUGAAAUUCCACACAAUCCCAAAGUCUUCUGAUUGUGCCUUCUGCUCUCACAGCUCUACAAGGCAGAGUAAUAUGGGGGUCAGCCAAGGAUCCCCCCCAUCAGAAGACCCGAUGAAAUUCCACACAAUCCCAAAGUCUACUGAGUGUGCCUUCUGCUCUCACAGCUCUACAAGGCAGAGUAAUAUGGGGGUCAGCCAGGGAUCCCCCCCAUCAGAAGACCCAAUGAAAUUCCACACAAUCCCAAAGUCUACUGAGUGUGCCUUCUGCUCUCACAGCUCUACAAGGCAGAGUAAUAUGGGGGUCAGCCAAGGAUCCCCCCCAUCAGAAGACCCAAUGAAAUUCCACACAAUCCCAAAGUCUACUGAGUGUGCCUUCUGCUCUCACAGCUCUACAAGGCAGAGUAAUAUGGGGGUCAGCCAAGGAUCCCCCCCAUCAGAAGAUCCAGUGAAAUUCCACACAAUCCCAAAGUCUUCUGAGUGUGCCUUCUGUCCUCCUCACAGCUCUAGGAGGCAAAGUGGUACAUGGGUCAGCCAAGGAUCCCCUCCAUCAGAAGACCCAAUGCAAUUUCACAGAAUCCCAAAGUCUACUGAUUGUGCCUUUUGCUCUCACAGCUCUACAAGGAAGAGUAAUAUGGGGGUCAGCCAAGGAUCCCCCCCAUCAGAAGAUCCAAUGAAAUUCCACACAAUCCCAAAGUCUUCUGAGUGUGCCUUCUGUCCUCCUCACAGCUCUAGGAGGCAAAGUGGUACAUGGGUCAGCCAAGGAUCCCCCCCAUCAGAAGACCCGAUGCAAUUUCACACAAUCCCAGAGUCUUCUGAGUGUCCCUUCUGUCCUCCUCACAACUCUAGGAGGCAAAGUAGCAUGGGGAUCAGCCAAGGAUACCCCCCAAGAGAAGACCUGAUGCAAUCGCACACAAUCCCAAGGUCUUCUGUGGGUGCCUUCUAUUCUCCUCACAGCUCCACGAGACUAGAUUAUUAUGGGCUAAGUCAAAGACACUGUCGAAAAAAACGUAAAUCAGGAUUUCAAUUAUGGCUGGAAUCUGAGCAAAAAAUGGAGAUCUAUCGUGCCAGGGUGGAAGCUUAUGAAUUUCUUCGAUAUGCAUAUCGUCCUCAAAACCCUACCGGCUGCAGUUCACUAGAUUACCCAUAUGUAGAUCUGCUACAAGGACUCUAUGAUACCUCAAGUGAUGACGAGUCAGAAAUAACAUUCUAUUGAAAACCAAUAUUUAUGCUGUAAUUACAUGUGCCAUAAAGUGGUGAUAAAAAGCAAUUACUGAAGGACCUUAAGCUGUGAUGUUACAGACUGCAUCAUGAGAGAUCCCACAACUUAUUUUAGCACUGAGGAAAUUUCACUCCUUUAACAGAGAGACGUGGUGUACCAGCCAUCUAUGAGAAGACUCUGAAGAGUAACUUCCAUCCACGAAUCCCAACAAGAAUGGACUAAAAUUUCUAAGCAGGAAGAGUUGUUUUGUCAACCACAGAUACCUGAAAUAUUGGAGGCAUAUGCCUUUAACUCACCUGCAAAAGCCCUUUACUUAUGCAAAAAAUAAAAUGUUGGUGAAAAGUU